UGAUUUCCUCCCAUCUUUUCAGUCCCUUAAAUUUUUUAACUGAUAUUAACUGAACAGGCCUUUUUCAAAAGUUACAAUCAACUCAUCAUUUCCAAGGUGGCUCACUUCCAGAAACUGAAUAUAAACAAACAACCAAGUUCAAAGUUCCAGAGAAAGCACCAAGCUGAACCUGAAAACCCAUCUCCAACCAUUUCCUAUGGGGUCACUUUCAAAAACUGUACAAGAAUUGGCUCUCCAAGGAGAAGAAGUACCUGAAAACUUUCUCUACAAAGAUGGUCAUGGUGGAUCUCCAGAUGUCCCAGUUAUGGAUGUUCCAGUCGUUGAUAUUGGUCUUCUUGGUACUUCUGCAGAAGAGCUUGAGAAGCUCAAGUCAGCUCUCAGCACAUUCGGUUGCUUUCAGGGAAUAAACCAUGGUAUGUCACUUGAAUAUUUGAAUCAAGUGCGUGAAAUCACAAAACAAUUUUUCCAUCUUCCAUUGGAAGAGAAGCAAAAAUACUUGAGAGAAGAAAAUGAUAUUGAAGGCUAUGGGAAUGACAUGGUUCUUUCAGAUCAACAAAAAAUUGAUUGGAAUGACCGUCUCUACCUUGUUAUAUACCCUGAAGAUCAGCGGAAGCUCAAACUUUGGCCUGAAAAUCCCAAACUUUUUCGGUCUACGAUACAUGAAUAUUCAGUGAAGAUUCAAUCAAUAAGCGAGGUUAUUCUUAAGGCCAUGGCAAGGUCACUGAAAUUGGAAGAGAACUGCUUUGUGGAGCAGUAUGGGAAAAAAUCAAAACUGUAUGAAAGGUUCAACUUCUACCCCAGAUGUCCAAAGCCCGACCUUAGCAUUGGUUCCAAACCACACGCAGAUGGGUCAGCGAUCACCCUUCUCUUGCAAGACGAAUCCGUUGAAGGUUUGCAGUUUAUGAAAGACAACCAGUGGUUCAAAGCUCCAAUCAUUCCUGAGGCUCUUCUGGUUAAUGUUGGUGAUCAAGCAGAGAUAUUGAGUAAUGGCGUGUUCAAGAGCCCGCUGCAUAAAGUGUUGACGAAUUCAGAAAGGGAGAGGAUUUCUUUGGCUGUCUUUUAUAUUCCAGAUCCUGAUAAAGAGAUUGGACCUUUUGAAGGGCUGAUGGACGAAUCAAGGCCCAGAUUGUACAGAACAGUCAAAAACUAUGUCAACAUUUAUUUCCAAUACUAUCAGCUGGGGAGGAGGCCAAUGGAGGCAUCAAAAAUCCAAGACUAACAUGCCCAUCUCUUAAUAGUUUUUGUGCUUAGAAAACUUUAUAACAUGUUCUCUGUUGAUUUUUUUGUUCUAUUAUAGCUGUGUGGCUAUCAAAUGCUAAGAACUUGCAACAUGGUAUCAGAAUAAUGCAGCUUGAAUACAGUGUAGGAGUUACUUUUUACUGAAUAUGUUGUAUUUGUGACUGAAUUUUAAUUGGUUCAGUUCGAGAAGCUUGCAGUGCAACAUUACAUUUGUAGAGAAAUAAAAUAUUAAAAAAAUUGGGACUCUUGUUUAUUGUU
This is a messenger RNA of Humulus lupulus (European hop), 1497 nucleotides long. RefSeq names its product jasmonate-induced oxygenase 4-like. The coding region runs from base 197 to 1219 and encodes 340 amino acids. The transcript is spliced from 4 exons. The record is from RefSeq and is a predicted model, not a curated record. Lineage: Eukaryota; Viridiplantae; Streptophyta; Magnoliopsida; Rosales; Cannabaceae.